UGGAUGUUCUCCCGGGGACAACAUGAGACGUUCACCCGCGCGACAGCCUACUUUCCCGGCAAAGUGAGAGAGACAACAUCGCUGCCUCCUGUUGUGGAUUCAUCAUCAAUAAUUCAAGUUAUUAUCUUCUCCCGCAUUGAGCCAGCAUGUGCGACAUAACCGAGCCCAGCAGUCCCACGCUCCUUCACGGCGAGUCUUCGGACGAGUACGAUCACGUGGACCGCUGGCAGAAGCUCCGCACCGCUGUGCGCAAACUGGACUUCUGGGAAAACUUCAGCGCCGAGCUCAUCGGGAGCGGUUUCUUCUCCAAGGUCUACAAAGUGGUCCACAGCACCAGUCACAAGGCCAUGGUGGUGAAGAUCUACAAGAAGGACGUGGACCAGGACAGCAUCGUGCGAGAAAUCAGUCUGCUGCAGAAACUCUCUCAUCCCAACAUAGUCAGAUAUUUGGGAAUAUGCGUGAAAGAGGACAAACUCUAUCCAAUAUUGGAGUACGUGAACGGGGGCUGCUUGGAGGAGCUGCUGGCCAGCAAGGAAGUUCUCCUGGGCUGGAAGGACAAGGUGGACCUGGCCUGCGACGUCAGCAGAGGAAUGAUCUACCUGCACUACAAGAAUAUUUACCACCGAGACCUCAACUCCAAAAAUUGUCUGAUCCGUGUGACGUGUCGCGGCCGCGAGGCCUUGGUGACAGACUUCGGUCUGGCCAGAGAGGUGGUGGAGCUGCCAGUUAAAGACGCCGCCGCUGCCGGCAGGAAGCUGUCAUUGGUGGGAUCUGCUUUUUGGAUGGCGCCCGAGAUGCUCCGAGGGGAGCCGUACGACCGCAAGGUGGAUGUUUUCUCUUUUGGAAUUGUGUUGUGUGAAAUUCUGGCCAGAAUUCCUGCUGAUCCAGAGAUACUCCCCAGAACUAAGGAUUAUGGGCUGGACGAGGAUGCAUUCAAGGAGAUGGUGAGCGACUGUCCUCAGCGUCUUUUACAACUGGCAGCCAGCUGCUGUAUGGUGGACUCCUUCAGACGUCCAGCAUUCACCGAGUUGUUGGACGGCUUGGGAGAAGUCGCCGAGAGUCUGGAACUGGAUCUGUCCGCCGCCUGACUUGGUGAUGAAACGUUGGAGCCUGGCGACCAAAUAAGUUCACAAUUUAGUCAACUAUUUGGGCUCUCUUAUUUUGAGCAAAGACCUUUUUAGUCCCGUCUGGAGCAGGUUUACAACCUUUUUCCCUGAGGCCAGUUUUUUGGUCGUGUUCAGGUUUGUGUGGAUUUGGUACACAUCAUCAGGAGGACUUAAAAAAACAGUCAAAUACUUAUUUCCGUCAAAAACAAAGUAUUUUAUAUAAUACAGUACUUCCUGUCUUUCUGUUCUCAUUUAAUGGCGUUUCAUAUUUUUGUCAACUCACAAACAUCAAAUACUCAUUGUGGUAACACUUUAGUAUUGGGAACAUAUUCACCAUUAAUUAGUUGCUUAUAAUUAACAUACAAAUUAGUAACAUAUUGGCUCUUAAUUAGUCAUUAUUAAUUACUUAUUAAUGCCUUAUUCUGCAUAUGUUCCCCAUACUAAAGUGUUACCCUCAUUGUACACCUUUGGACUGUCAGAAAACAUGAAUUGUUGAUUUUGAAGACGGAUAAAAAAAAAUAUUGUUAGGUCAGACAUAUUUUAAAAUACUUUUGUAGAUACGAUGUACAUACCGUUCAGUGCUACGUGUGCUGAUAUACUUUGUACAUCCUCCAUGUUUGGACUAUAUCUGUAAACAGGUAA
This is a messenger RNA of Entelurus aequoreus (snake pipefish), 1748 nucleotides long. RefSeq names its product PKc_LIMK_like_unk domain-containing protein. Bases 147 to 1088 code for a protein of 313 amino acids. Gene Ontology annotation, biological process: actin cytoskeleton organization; protein phosphorylation. Gene Ontology annotation, molecular function: protein serine/threonine kinase activity; ATP binding. NCBI's taxonomy places the organism in Eukaryota, Metazoa, Chordata, Actinopteri, Syngnathiformes, Syngnathidae. The transcript is spliced from 9 exons. Gene Ontology annotation, cellular component: cytoplasm; nucleus. The record is from RefSeq and is a predicted model, not a curated record.